Porites lobata is the source of this 5234-nucleotide messenger RNA. The record is from the annotation of a GenBank genome assembly. NCBI's taxonomy places the organism in Eukaryota, Metazoa, Cnidaria, Anthozoa, Scleractinia, Poritidae.
GAAGUGAGGCUUCUGCCUCCAAAAAAGAAGCCCAAAUCAGAUACAGACUUAACAAAAUGUAUUAUUUGUCAAGAAAAAAGCAGUGAAAGACUAAGAAGUCCUACCGAAGCUGGAUUGAGAUCGUUUAAAGAAGCUGUAGAGGUUAGGAAAGAUGAAACUUACCACAGGAUUUUGUCGACUUUUGAAAAUUUAGACGCUCUAGAUGUUGUCUGGCACGGCAAGUGUUUUCAAAGUUAUACAAGCAAGAGAAAUCUUAGCUUUAUUAAACCAUUGCCUUUUGCUGAAAGUCAAGAAAGGCACGUUGACAGACCAAGUUCCAGAUCGCAAGUUAAUGCAGUGGAUUGGUCCCUUUGUCUAUUUUGUCAGCAGAAAAAGUCAAAGGGGACAACAAAACUUAUGAACGUUUCAACAUUUGAUUCAUGCAAGGCUAUAGAGGAGGCUGCAAGAAGAAGGAGUGAUGAGAGCAUGCUGUUGAAGAUUUCAGGAGUUGAUUUGAUUGCUGCGGAGGCCAAGUAUCAUAAACACUGCCGCUCCCAAUAUGUAAGUAAAUCCAACCUAAUGUUUGUUGACUUUCGAGUUGAUGGGGAGGAAGAUGUUUACACCAAAGCGUUCCAAAACCUGAGAGAGGACAUCAAACCUCAGUUAGAAUCAGGAGUGGCCCUUGAUAUGAAAACCCUGUUGGACUCUUACCAGGGAAUUUUGCAACACCUUGGCUGCAACACGGCAAAAAGUUACAAGUCAGAGAGGUUAAAACGCAGACUGCAACAAAGUUUUCAAGAGGAAAUUGUCUUUCAGAAGCUACCGGAUCCCUCGAAGCCAGAGUUGGUUUACUCUAGCUCUAUAUCUUUGCAGGAUGUCAUCAAUUCAGCCGCUAAGAAAAGUUGCCAUUUGGCUAACAUGUCAGCGUCUUCUGAAGAUGAAUCCUCAAACAGCCAGGGUCAGAAUGAUGUCAAUUCCAUACUAUACCACGCCGCUCAAAUACUGAGGUCAAGCAUACGGAGUGAAAGCAAAAGUAUAGGGAUCCAACCUGUUGAUGUGGAGGACAUCAGUGCCUGUAAAGUAAAGAGCUUAAUGCCUAAAGAUCUUUACAAUUUUUUGUGCUUGAUGAUCUCGAAUCCAGAUAAAGUUGAUGUAUCUGCUCCGACUGCUUCUAAUGCCGCAGAUGAGCGACAUAUUUUAGCAAUUGCACAAGAUCUAAUAUAUGCAACAACUCAUGGUCGCGUGAAGACCCCUAAGCACAUUGGUUUGGCGAUGUCUGUUCGCCAUAUGACAGGUUCAAAGCACCUGGUAACGAUGUUAAACAGAUUCGGUCACUGCUGUUCUUAUGAUGAUAUAGAAGUAGUUGACACUAGCCUAGCAUUAGACAUUAUAGCCAGCUCAGAAAAUGUGGGUGCUGUUGUUCCAUCUAACAUUUUACCAGGAGUGUUCGUUCAAGUCGCGGGAGACAAUAACGAUAUCAAUGAGGAGACACUAGACGGCAAGCAUACUACUCAUGCCACUACACUUGUCCUGUACCAAAGAAAGCAACAAGGACCAAAACCGAAACCUGCAGUUCGUCCAGCUCAUUCAGAAAAACGACGGUCUCUUAACAUCUCAGAUGCAAAUCCACCCCUGUUGGAGUUUGGUGCUUGCGGCAAGCGGCCUGCCGUAACCUUUUACAAAGACAAAAUAGAAGAAGAGUGGUUUCAGUCCUCAAGCUCGCUCUGUACCACUGCAAUUCAGAUGGAUUUUGGUUGGUUUUUAAGACGUCUGUGUACCCACCAGUUGUUUAGUGAAAAUCUACAUAACCGCGACGGCGAAGUUUUUCAGCCCUUGCCAAGUUGUAGUGGGUUUAACGCAAAGAUAGCAAGUGAGCCGCCGCCCCUGACCUCCGUUGGUUACUGUCCAAUGAUCAAUGGUUCACCUACUGAAUACAGUACAGUUUACACUGCCAUGAAGAACGUCCAAGCAAUGAUGGAUGUACUACACCAGAAGCACAGUGUAAUUACGUUUGACCUGGCAAUCUACAUGAAGGCCAAAGAGAUUCAGUGGCGACGGCCUGAAGAAUUUAAGAACACAGUGAUCCGAAUGGGAGGUUUUCAUAUAGCAUUAAACUUCCUCUCAGUUAUUGGAAAGAUUUUCCAGGACAGUGGCAUUGAAGACCUGCUAAUAGAAUCUGGUGUGUAUGGAUGCCACACGGCAUCUAUGCUAUUGAAGGGAAAGUCAUACAACAGAGGCGUGCGUGCACAUAAGCUUGUUCUCGAAGCACUACUGAGACUGCAGUGGCAAGCAUUUGGAGCUUGGAUGGAAGCUGAGGACGUCGAGCUCCCAACAGUAUAUCAGCGAGAGUGUUUAUCUUUAAUAAACUGUUGUCAAAGAGAAAGUAAUGAUCUAGCCUCUCUGAAGACCUCAUUCGGUCUUCUCUGCGACAAACUCCCACAACUUCAACAAAUUUUCGCGAGAUUCUGCACAGAAGCUAGUCAGCAGUCUAAACUAUUCCACUUCUGGAAUAUGUAUAUUGACAUUGUUCUAUUGCUGUUGCGCUUCAUUCGAGCUGAACGAGAAGGAUCAUGGAAACUUCAUUUGAAAGCCGUUGCAGAAAUGGUACCGUACUUCUUUUCAAUGGAUCGCAUCAACUAUUCCAGGUAUGUGGGCAAUCGAUUUAUUCUGAUUAUCUUUUUUCAUAUCUUUCAGAUUGACUGCAAAUUGUGCAUCAGUACUAAAGAACAGUAGCCUAAUUGAACUUUAAAAGAGUCAUCGCUACGGGGAUUAGAGGUCUUAUAUGAUAAGGAUUUGUAAUAUGAUAAGGAUUUGUAAGGAUUUACUCCCCUUUGCUUCGAAAUGAUGCGUUUUGUUUAAGACUGAAUCAUAAUAUAUCGAACUUAUUACGGGAUUUAUUCUUUAUCCCAAGUGGUGAACGCGUUAGUUCAAACGCAUGAAGAGAUCUACACAUUAUCAUAGGACGUUACCUUAUUAUGCGGUUAGCUUUAAUUUUCUCACUUACCCGGCCCCUUCUUAUGUUUCUCUUAUUUUGACCUCUUCCUCCACUAAAUUGCAGGUGGCUCCCAAUCUACUUGGCUGAUAUGCAGCUGCUUCCCACUCACGCUCCAGAAGUUUACGAAGAAUUCCUAAAUGGUAACGACCCAGUGAGUAGAUCAAGUCAACCCUUUAGCCAAGUUUGGACUGACAUGGCCUUGGAACAAACCAUCAAUCUCGACAGCAAGACUAGAGGGGGGAUUGUUGGCUUGACACAAAAUGCUUCGGCACUAGACAGAUGGUUUAUAACAAGUCACAAGAGAGCUGAGCUAACUGCUGCAACCAAGCGACUUUGCAACCUUGAAGACUCUGACAAGAUUGGGACUCACAAGGAGGCAGGUUCCCAAAGAGUAAAGAGGGAUGAAAACGAUGUCCAGCGGCUGAUUAACACCAUUACUGAUACCAUGUCAAACCCUUUUGAUUUGAGUGAGGCAUCGAAGGAAGACCCAGUUCAAUUACGAAACAUCGCCACUGGACUCGUUAUGCCGCAUGACGCGGCAGAGCAGCUCGUUGACUGUUUCAGCACAGGAGCAGAAGAAGCAAAGAAAUUUAGGAGACAAAGAAUGGACAGUGAUGAGGUAUCCUUUUGGAGCAAGAUAUCGAAAUUGAAUUUGACAACAUUUGCUUCUCUGGCAAAAACAAAUCAAAUCAAGUGCGCAGACGAGAAGAUCAUCACUAUUUCAGCUGAUAGAAAUUUGUUUGGAAGACUUCUAAUUGCUGCAAAGUGUCGUGACGUUGAUGUGAAAGAGGUCCUGAGAUAUGAACUGUCCACCGUGCCCUUUGCAUUGGCACAUGCAGAUGGUGCACUGCGGAAAACUACAAAAAGUGUCCUAAUGGCUGAGGUUGAACGGGAAUGUCAAGCACAAGGAAGACUUCCUGAAAGUGCACUAUCAACUGCAUUCAUUUUUGAUGCAAUGGCUCUUGUCCAGACGUUGAAGUCUGCAGGCUCCCGCACAUUCAAAGACCUGGCUGAAAGAUUCUUUAAUGUGCUCUUCACACCUCUACGACAAGGUCAGUGCAGAAGAGUAGAUGUUGUCUUUGACCGCUAUGAUGUUCAAGAGUCCAUAAAGGAAAGUGAAAGAGUUAGGAGGGGUUCAAGCAGAGCUCUUGAGAUCCAAAUCACAAACAAGCAUACACCAGUUCCAAAGCAAUGGGGGAAGUUUAUCAGCAACCAGAAUAACAAGGUUAACCUUUCCAGAUUUUUUUGCCGAGAGUGGUGCAGUCUGGGUGAAUACAACUUACUUCCUGAUCAAGAGCUGGUAAUUGGAGGUGGCUUUGAAGAUCCAACAGAUACAGUUGUUGUAACCCGUGGACGUACGGAUCCCCUUGCAGAGCUGAGAUCAGACCAUGAAGAAGCCGACACAAGGAUGAUCCUUCAUGCGUGGCACGCCUCUUCCACUAAAGAGAGGAUUGUCAUUCAGUCCCCUGAUACAGAUGUUGCUGUAUUAGCUAUCUAUGCAUACGAGAUGAUACAGUGCAACGAAAUGUGGUUCAAGACAGGCGUCAAAGAUAAGGUUCGCUUCGUCCCUGUCCAUCGUAUUGCUGAGAAGCUUGGUAAGAGUGUUUGCGCAGCGAUUCCAGCAUUCCAUGCUCUAACUGGUUGUGAUUCUACUAGUGGGUUGUUUCAGAUCGGGAAAAAGAAAGGAUGGAAGGUAUUUGUCAAAUAUCCCAGUCUCCAUGACAGUGUUGGCAACCUUGGCAGUCAGAUUCCACCACCAGCGCUCACUGUUGAAGCCUGUGAGAGGUUUAUUUGCUCCCUUUAUACAACCAACAAGAAGGCAGGGGUAACAGCUGACGACGUACGCUAUUGGAUGUUCUGCCAAAAGCACCAAAGAAGUGAAAGUUUACCACCCACAAGCAACAGCUUGCGACACCACAUUGAACGUGCUAACUACCAGGCAUAUGUGUGGAAACACUGCUUGAAUGCAACACAGCAACUCUCGUCGCCAGUCAGCAACGGAUGGAAGAAAGUGGAUAGUUUUUUGGAACCACUUUUGAUGUCCAAGGAUCCAGCACCAAAAGGGCUGCUUGAACUGACGACUUACAAAUGUAACAAAUCUGUCUGCAGAAGGGAUGACUUGUGUCCUUGCAAAGCCCACGAGAUGCCCUGUACAGAGGCAUGCCUUUGUAUGAAUGAUGAAAGUUGCCAAAAUCCUCACAAGCCAGUUGAUGUAACACCUGGAAGCAGUGAAGACGAGCUAACAGAUGCUGAAGUUUAG